Gilbertella persicaria is the source of this 330-nucleotide messenger RNA. RefSeq lists its product as uncharacterized. The record is from RefSeq and is a predicted model, not a curated record. The transcript has a single exon. Bases 1 to 330 code for a protein of 109 amino acids. NCBI's taxonomy places the organism in Eukaryota, Fungi, Mucoromycota, Mucoromycetes, Mucorales, Choanephoraceae.
AUGGCAAAAGAAUCUUCUUCUAGUCUUAUUCAUAGACUUCAUACAAACGAAAGUCAAUUAAGAACAUUGGCUGUAGUGCUUAGCUUAACAGGUGGUCUUUCGCUCUCUUUUGCAUUGGGUGUGGGUAUUUUGAUUUAUUGGUAUAGUCGAAAAUGUAAACAAAGACGAAACACAAAAAGGCCCUUGACAAGCACAAUUCCAUUUCCUUCACCACCUGUCUCUAGUCUAAUGAUACCAGAACCUUCAGCACCUUCUGCUAAAGAUAUAGAUCAUACACUCUGUCAUGAUUGUUUAAUACCACCACCUGCUUACACACAAACUACGUUUUGA